Molecule: messenger RNA, 3816 nt
Organism: Penicillium digitatum Pd1
Lineage: Eukaryota; Fungi; Ascomycota; Eurotiomycetes; Eurotiales; Aspergillaceae
Source: RefSeq, a predicted model, not a curated record
AUGCAGUGCUACGCAGAGCUAUUACCUCCAACGGGGGUCACCCAUGCUUUGGCAAUUCCUUUCACCUCAGCAACCGCCAGCAAUCUGAUUGUUAUCAGAACCUCUCUAUUGCAGAUUUUCUCCCUCGUUAAGAUCGUCUCUUCUCAACUGCAGAAGGAAGGCUCAGAGCCUCAUGGUUCCCAAUUUUCACAACCAGAAACCAAAUUAGUACUGGAAAAAGAAUACCCGCUAUCCGGAACUGUGACCGAUUUAAGCCGAGUCAAAAUCUUGAACAACAAGAGUGGCGGAGAAGCCAUAUUGAUUGCAGUCCGCAAUGCCAAGCUCAGCUUGAUUGAGUGGGACCCUGAGCGUCAUGGUAUCUCAACAAUUUCCAUACACUACUACGAGCGGGAUGAUCUGACCCGCAGCCCCUGGGUGCCUGAUCUGAGCCGGUGUGGGAGCAUUCUGAGCGUUGAUCCAAGCAGUAGAUGCGCGGUGUACAACUUUGGCAUUCGGAACCUUGCGAUUUUACCCUUUCAUCAGGCGGGUGAUGACUUGGUGAUGGAUGACUACGAUUCGGAGCUUGAGGGAGAACGCCCAAUUCAGAACUCUGGUGGAGGAGCAGAGCCCAAGAAGAGCAAAGAGGGACCAGCGUACCAAACACCCUACUGCUCGUCUUUCGUACUGCCAUUGACCGCCUUGGAUCCUUCAUUGCUACACCCAAUCAGUCUUGCAUUCCUAUACGAGUAUAGGGAGCCGACGUUUGGAAUUUUAUUUUCCCAAGUCGCAACUUCUACUGCCCUUCUUUACGAAAGGAAGGACGUGGUAUUCUACGCUGUGUUUACACUUGAUCUUGAGCAGCGAGCUUCUACCACCCUUCUUUCAGUAUCUCGUCUUCCUAGUGAUUUGUUCAAAGUCGUGGCACUCCCACUCCCAGUAGGAGGUGCCUUGCUUCUUGGCUCAAAUGAGAUUGUUCACGUGGACCAAGCCGGCAAAACUAAUGCGGUGGGAGUCAAUGAGUUUUCAAGGCAGGUUUCUUCUUUUUCUAUGACCGACCAAUCGGACUUGGCGUUCCGCCUUGAAGGCUGCGUGGUUGAACGACUUGGUGGUGAUAGUGGAGACCUACUGUUAGCACUUGCAUCCGGCGACAUGGCACUGAUCAAAUUUAAACUUGACGGUCGAUCUGUCUCGGGUAUCACUAUUCACCUUCUUCCGGCACACGCAGGUGGUGAUAUGUUGAAGUCGGCUGCCUCAUGCUCCAGUUGUCUCGGAGAUGGAAACGUUUUCAUUGGCAGCGAAGAUGCUGAUUCGGUGCUCCUAGAAUGGUCGCGUUCAUCCGCCUCUACUAAAAAAGCUCGGCUCGAGUCGAAGCAAACAGCCGACGGUUUUGAUGAUCUGGAGGAUGAUGAUGACCAGAUGGAGGAUGAUGACCUUUAUUCCUCGGCGCCUGGAUCGACACAAGUCGAUAACCGCAUGGGAACCGAGAACUUAACCACUGAAUUUUAUAACUUUCGACUGAAAGAUUGCCUUCCUAGCAUUGGCCCGCUGAGGGACAUCACUUUGGGCAAAGUUUUCUCGAAUACGUAUCGCGAAAAACAAGCUACAUGUGAGGCAGUUUCCGCAGAACUAGAGCUGGUGGCAUCUCAGGGCUCAGACAGAGGCGGUGGCUUGGUUGUUAUCAAGCGCGAAAUUGAUCCUUUGACAACCAUGUCUCUGAAAAUCGAUGAUGCAGAUGGUGUUUGGUCAGCCAGCGUCAAAAAAAGGAGAGGCGCCUCCAGCACAGACAACCCAUCCCGUCAAUAUGUGGUUGUCUCUCGGUCUACGGAUUCGGAGCAGGAGCUAAACGAGGUUUUUGUUGCGGAAGAACAAAACUUGAAGCCUUUUAGGGCACCGGAGUUCAACCCAAACGAAGAUUGCACAGUUGACAUUGGAUCUUUCGCAGGUGAUACUCGUCUAGUUCAGGUUCUGCGGAAUGAAGUCAGAAGCUAUGACAUGGAGCUGGGUUUGUCACAGAUAUACCCCGUUUGGGAUGAAGACACCAGUGAUGAGCGCGUGGCUGUAAGCGCAAGCUUCAUUGAUCCUUAUCUUAUGAUUAUUCGGGAUGAUUCAUCAGUCUUGCUUUUGCAGGCGGAUGAAAAUGGUGACCUCGAUGAAGUUCCGCUUUCAACCCUGAUAAUCUCGUCACGAUGGCGCUCCGGAUGCCUCUAUUACGAUAAUUCACAGUCAUUCAGCGUUGCAGGCUCCUUGUCGAAGAACUCUUCCGAAGGCGAGGUGCUUCUUUUCCUAUUGAAUCCGGAUUAUAAGCUAUCAAUCUUCCGGCUGUCUGACAUGAUGUUGAUCGCCAUCAUUGAAGGCGUCGACUGCUUACCUCCUGUAUUGUCGACCGAGCCGCCCAAGCGAUCUAACACUCGGGAAACCCUAACAGAAUUGAUUGUUGCCAAUCUUGGUGACAGUUCUAGUCUUUCACCUUAUCUGAUUAGCUGUAUCCGGGCUUGUCAACUACCUUCCCAAACUCAAUUUGACUAUUCGUGGACAUUGCGAAAAGUUCCAAUUGAAGAGCAAGUCAAUUUCUUGGCCUACUCGACGUCUUCUGAGACUUAUGUUCUCGGCACAAGCCGCCAAGGAGACUUCAAGUUGCCGGAGGGUGAUGAACUGCACCCUGAGUGGCGAAAUGAAGAGCUGUCAUUCUGCCCGAAAAUCCCCGAAAGCAGCAUCAAGGUCGUCAGUCCCAAGACAUGGACCAUCAUUGACAGUUACCCUCUGGACCCCGAUGAGCAAGUGACAGCGGUGAAAAACGUGAACAUUGAGGUUUCAGAGAAUACACACGAGCGGAUGGAUUUAAUCGUCGUCGGAACCGCGAUUGCCAAGGGGGAAGACAUGCCAGCUCGUGGUACGAUCUAUGUCUUUGAUGUGAUCAAAGUUGCACCUGACCCCGAAAGGCCAGAGACAGGCCGCAAGCUCAAGCUGAUUGGCAAGGAGACAGUGAAGGGUGCAGUGACCGCGCUGUCUGGUAUCGGUGGUCAAGGGUUCAUAAUCGUGGCUCAGGGGCAGAAGUGCAUGGUCCGUGGUCUCAAGGAAGACGGGAGCCUCCUUCCUGUUGCAUUUAUGGACAUGCAAUGUUAUGUUAAUGUCGUGAAAGAGCUCAAGGGCACCGGCAUGGUUAUCCUGGGAGAUGCCGUGAAAGGACUUUGGUUCGCUGGCUACUCAGAGGAGCCAUAUAGAAUGACACUCUUUGGCAAAGACCCUGAAUACUUGGAGGUGGUGGCAGCUGACUUCCUCCCGGAUGGGAACAAGUUGUACAUGCUAGUGGCUGACAGCGACUGCAACCUGCACGUCCUGCAAUACGACCCUGAAGAUCCCAAAUCCUCCAACGGCGAUCGACUCCUCAGCCGAAGCAAAUUCUACACCGGCAACUUCGCAUCAUCGGUAACACUUCUGCCUCGCACAGCAGUUUCAUCGGAGCUGACCGAAUCAUCCGAAGAAGCAAUGGACGUGGAUGAGACCUUCGCCAAAUACCAAGUUCUCAUCGCUUCGCAAAACGGGUCUUUGGCGCUGGUGACGUCGGUUGCCGAGGAGUCAUACCGUCGACUAUCAGGACUACAGUCUCAGCUGAUCAACACCGUCGACCACCCUGCCGGUCUGAACGCGCGUGCUUUUCGGGCCACAGAAAGCGAUGGCGCUGCGGGCCGGGGUAUGGUUGAUGGCAAUCUAUUGCGUCUAUGGCUGAAUAUGGGCAAGCAGCGGCAGGCUGAGAUUGCGGGCCGGGUUGGCGCGACAGAGUGGGAGAUCAAGGCUGAUCUGGAGACCAUUGGCGGUGAUGGACUGGGAUAUCUAUGA